This is a messenger RNA of Mizuhopecten yessoensis (Yesso scallop), 950 nucleotides long. RefSeq names its product tetratricopeptide repeat protein 36 homolog. Gene Ontology annotation, molecular function: protein binding. The coding region runs from base 34 to 594 and encodes 186 amino acids. Gene Ontology annotation, biological process: cilium assembly. NCBI's taxonomy places the organism in Eukaryota, Metazoa, Mollusca, Bivalvia, Pectinida, Pectinidae. The transcript is spliced from 4 exons. The record is from RefSeq and is a predicted model, not a curated record.
GAGACGCUUAAAUUGAAAAAGAAAGUAGCUACAAUGACCUCGGGCACGAUUUCAACACACGACAACGCCGUUUUAAAUAGAAUAUUUAAUCCAAACCUCCCAUAUGGCGAUGUAGUUGAAGAAACUGCCGAUGAAGUUGCCCCAUGUUCAGAGGAAGUAGAGACUGAUGAAGUAAAAGAAGCGAAGCAGUAUGAGGCAGAUGGUGUUACUGCUGCAGAGGCUGGGGAUCUGGAGCUGGCCCUGAGCAAGUUUGGGCUCGCCAUACAGGUGUGUCCCACCCGAGGGUCAGGAUAUAAUAACAGGGCCCAGGCACUCAGACUUAAAGGAGAUGUACAAGGUGCCCUCCAGGACUUGCACACGGCUAUAGAGCUCAGUGAAGGACAGGGGUCUGCUGCUUGCCAGGCCUUUACGCAGCGAGGACUCAUAUUCAAACUAGAAGGGGAGGAGGAAAAGGCGUUAGAAGAUUUCAAGAGAGCCGGAGCACUAGGAGGACAGUUUGCUAAACAACAAGUGGUAGCCAUGAACCCAUACGCUGCUCUCUGUAAUCAGAUGUUGUCGGAGGUCAUGCGCAAAGUCAAAACGGGAGAAACGUGAAAGGAUCAGAUUAACUUGUGGCUGGUGUGUUUUGCAUAAAUAUGCAUUGUGAAUGACAGUUGUUAAAAACAAGGCAACUGAGAUAUUUUAAAUGUUAGUACAUGCAUAUAACAUGAUUUCUAUAUUGUUGGUAUGUGGAUACAGAUACAGAAUUUACAAAAAGAAUAAUCAACAUUCAGAAGAAUUUGGAAAAUUAUUUUUCUAUGCAUGUUUCCCUUUGAGUAAGUUACUGUAUUCAUAACAAAUUUGUUUGCUUUUAUGCCUUAUGUUUUUAGCUCGCCUGGUCCAAAGGACCAUAGUGAGCUUAUGCCUUGCCUAUGUCGUCGUCCGUCCGUCGUCAACUUUUUCUUUUAAAC